AUGGCACCCCUAACAGCGGCCUCUGACGACAAGACGCAUCAAGCGCUCCUGGACAAGCUUGACGUCUACGCGGUACCCAAGCCUUUCCGCAACCCCAACUGGAAGCCUCCACAACGCCGCAACAAGAACCUCAAGCAGAUUCUCGGUGAGGCAUCGCGCAAAGAAGCCUCAGUAAUGGCCACGCAGAACAACAGUGGCAACUCAACACCUGCUGUGGCCACUGAAGGCAACGCAGGCCGCCAACCCAACAUCGCCCAAGCAGCCCAGAGCCUGAGCACGCUGGUGCUGGAGAAGAACGGCAGGGCUGCUGCCGGGCCGGCGCCUACAUACACCAACAUCGAGUCAGCCCCGAGCUUCCACCCGAGCAGUCAAAAGAAGUACUGCGACAUCACCGGCCUUCCUGCGCCAUACACCGACCCCAAGACGCGUCUACGCUAUCACAACAAGGAGGUCUUUGGAGGCAUUCGGACCAUGCCGCAGAAUGUAUCCGAGGGUUAUCUCGCCGCCAGAGGUGCACACACAGUCUUGAAGUGA
Messenger RNA from Alternaria ethzedia, 534 nucleotides. RefSeq lists its product as uncharacterized. Lineage: Eukaryota; Fungi; Ascomycota; Dothideomycetes; Pleosporales; Pleosporaceae. The record is from RefSeq and is a predicted model, not a curated record. Gene Ontology annotation, cellular component: Ino80 complex. Bases 1 to 534 code for a protein of 177 amino acids. The transcript has a single exon. Gene Ontology annotation, biological process: chromatin remodeling.